This is a messenger RNA of Aspergillus vadensis CBS 113365, 4128 nucleotides long. RefSeq lists its product as uncharacterized. The transcript is spliced from 27 exons. The record is from RefSeq and is a predicted model, not a curated record. NCBI's taxonomy places the organism in Eukaryota, Fungi, Ascomycota, Eurotiomycetes, Eurotiales, Aspergillaceae. Bases 367 to 3762 code for a protein of 1131 amino acids.
CUGCUGCGUCACUCAUUUUUGUUCUUCUUCUUCUCUACUUCUUACUUCUUCUUCAUCUCCGGCCUGCAUCCGAGCUGCAUCCUUAAUUCCCUCUCCUGCAUUCUCCCUCCCCUCCUUGCUCGUCUCCCCUCGCUAAUCUCGCCGCCCUCCUUUCCUUUCCCUUUCUCCGCCUCUCGUUCUCCUCCCCGUUGCUUUGCUGCCUUUUCCUUCGUGCCCAUCAAUAAACAAUUUUCGAUCUUCGCAUACCAACGCCCGUUCGUUGAUAUUCUCUUUCCAUUCAUCUCGCAUCUACGACGUUUACGAUCUACAAUAAUCUACAAUUCAUUGCAACUUUCUCUCCCUCCGGCCUCGGGCACCGCCUGAGCCAUGUUCCGCAGAAAGAGGAGCUCCUCUCAGCAUCAGCAUCCCCUCUCUGCCUCCUCCUCGCAAUCCGCCCAAUCCGCCGCAAGCCAUGCCUUCCUCAAAUCUCAACCCUCCUCCAGCAGCCUUCUCACGCCGACCCCGACCUCUGUCGAAAAUCGAAGGGCCUCGGUCUCUCUGCGUCCAACAAGUCGGAAUGGCCUUCGUCGCGCCAACAGUUCGGCUUCCAUGUCCACCCGUACAUUCCGCGACCAUUCCGGUCCAGUCGAGGUUGCGCCGCCACUUCCUUCCAUCCCUCAACGUUCGGCCAGUACACCGGCAGGACGAGGCAUGAGCGUUGAUCGCGGGUCGACCCCUCGGAAUUCCGUCAAUUUCUCCUAUCCGAUGCACUCUAGGCCAAAUUCCCCGGACGGGCGCGAUGCGUCCGCGAGCAUCUCACUGGCAGUCAAAAAUGCCAGUCCUCGAUCAGUCCGGGCGACGAAGAGCAUGGGCAUGUCUCCGGGCAGCCCUGGUCGUGUAGCCGCUGCGCAGGCUGCGGUGGUGCCCCGGGUACAAGAUGUCACUCACACCCAAGCCCCGACAAUCCCCGACCAGGCCCCUAGCCAGCCUGCUCCAGUCCGCCCGCAUCUAGUGAAACGACCUUCCACGGAACGUGCCGAGUCAAAUGUCCCCAAACAGCGGCCUGUUCCACCCCGAGGCGGCAGUGUGACGCCCGAUACCCAACCGACGGUCGCAUUUCCACCCACACCCGAUAGAAGCAAGGAUCAAUUACUUAGCCCGCCCAUAACCACUGAGACUGGCCAGGAUAGCCAGCCGUCAGACAUUCGCCAGUCAGGUAGUCCCGGCAGAUCUGCGCACUUUUCCCGUCACUUGCUGCUGCACCAACCUCCCCCUCGGUCCCUGUCACCUGCCAAGUCAGCCAUGAAGACUCCGCGUAAGAUCUCACUUUCUCCGGAGGGGCGGACUGAAUCCCUAUCUGAUGGGACCUCGGCAGCUUCCGACGAAUGGAAGCCAAUUAAGGUCAGUUUCGAUGACGAGGCGGAGGUGGUGGGGGAAACGUCUCCUGAGCCGCUGUCCGAGAAGCCCAAACCCAAGACUCAUUGGUUUGGCGGGAAGAAGAAACCAACGCCAUUGAAUACUGAGUUUGACGAAGUGCUGAAGCCGCGGCGAGCUCUCCCAUCUUUCGGCAGUAUACGGGCCGGUCGGGAUGGUGAGACGCAAGAGAAAUCUUCAACAACGUCGUCUGACUCGCCUGCGGAAGCACUGAAGUGGUCUUUCUCCAAUGACCACGCGCUUGGGGGCCUUCUGACCGAAAAUCAAUCGAAGGAAGCAGAGCCCCGCGUGGCGCCGCUCAUGCUUGCAAAUGCAGCCGAAAGCGAAUCCGAGGCGGAGAAAUCGCCACAGGAGAGUCAUUUUGCUAGUCAAACGAAUCAGCCAGAUAUUCCUACGGGGACGGUCGAUGAGCUACCCAAUAUUAUGGUCCAGCCGGCGUCUCCCAUUCUCGAGUGGUAUGAGGUUCCUGGGGGUUUCCCCCGCUCGUCAUUGGAGUUCGACUCCAAAUCCCAUGGUAAAAUGAAGGCGAGGGAGGAUUCCACGGACGCUACCAACAAUGCCACCAUAGGCCCUCCCGAUGACGAAAGCGGUGACGAUGAUGCUGAGGAAGGGACUGAGGGCAACGGCUUCGGGUCGAUCAAUGCCAUCGUGGAUGAUGAAACAGCUGCUACUUCUGCUUCCAAGAGCGCAGCCAAGAUACCUGCAGAGACUGGUGGCACCACAGAGAGGUCUCACUCACCGUCUACCGACUGGCCAGAUGUACCUCAAACAUGUCAAAUCGCACGCACGGUGACUACGUUCCCGGAUAAGGUUAUGGAGCCGAUCCCAGAAUCCCCCGGAUCUUCCCACGAGCCUCUUCCGUUUUCGUCACCUUAUCCCCCGUUUCCGAUCGAGCCGAAGAAUAGACGAAGCUCUUCUCAAGCCGACAUUUCACGUUCCUCUUCGGUCGCUGUUCGUCCAGCUAGGCAUUCCAUGCUGGUAGGAAGUAGCGACGCAAUGCCUAGUAACAAGGCACCGCGCGCUGUGAAUGGGUCAGCUGUAAAUGGGCAGUUGGCAUCCCAGCCCGAGCCACCUAGUGUGAGGCAGCGGCCUACUCCAGACAGUUCCCGGAGACGGCCGGUUUCAUGGAGCCCAGCUCUUGCCGACUCCCAAGACGUGAGCCGUACGCCGCACAUUAAUGGCAAGACUUCGCCGGCGUCACCACGACCGCUAUCCAGCGGUAGUGAUUCGUCCAGCAGCUUCAAGCGGGCUACUCGACCUGCGCGCGCAGACUCCAACUACACCAUGAGACGGACCAUGCGAAGUACUCCGGGCCGCUUGGCCUCUAACAGAGCAACGUCCCCGCCAUUGGAAACCCGCCCGGUGUCAUCCGAAUCUGGAUUUGGCACCAUGCGCACAACCUUACGGGCAAAUGCUCCCAAACGUGAGAAGCCCUCGUUCUUCUCCAACAACAAGGCUCAAAAGUCUAAACUCACAAAGGUGCCGGGCGGUGGGUUCGCCUCCCGGUUCCCUGACUCGGACUCUGACGAUGAGGGGUACGAGGCCUGGAGGUCACGGCAUCGGUACGAAGAUUCCAGUGAUGAUGAACAGCGGAGCCCGAAUGCCAUGCGACCCGUUCGGGGCAUUCCUCGUCGGCAGGGCACGCACGACGGCGAUUCGACUGAACUGGAAGACAGCUCAGAUGAGGACCAUCGUGCACCCCCGCUAGCCAAUCCGCAGUCCCCAGCGAAGCCGAGCACAUCUCGGGACCCUGCACUAGCCGCUGUAGCUAAAAAUCGCGGGAUGACGGAGGAGGAGCUCGACGAAUUCCUGCGCCAACCUAAUCGCGGUCGGAAGACUGGACUUCUCAAGCGUUUCAGCAUGCGAAAGUCGAAGUCCCCUCUGAAUAGAGGCCUAGUCAAGCCCGGGCUAGACAGUCCCGUACGCAACGGAGGGCCUGCAGAGCGGCCCCGAGUGGAUCAAGAGCAAGCACGAGGGGAAUCUCCCUUUCCUGGGGCUGAGUCGAAUAUUGUGACCACCAUCACGGCGACUAAUCCGCCCCCACCCCCGUCCAAGCUACUUCGCAGGCCUUCGCAGCGGUCCUCCCGCAGCGACAACUGGCCAUUGCGCUCCGAUCGGAAGGAGACUCGGACAGGCUCACCUCUUCCUGCGAAUGGCCCUGCAGAGCGACUAGCCACUGUUGAUGAAACUCCUCGGAACGGCAGUACGGUUAUUUCACCUUCUCAGGGAUCUGUCAAAGAGAACGUGAAUCCUUCGACUGGCAUGACUGCGGACAAGAGUGAGGGACGGCCGACCAACGUGGCGGACCGAAGCGAACCUUCUCUUCUCAUAUAUAUACAUACGAUCUAAUACCUGGUCUUGCUAUCUUCAUUCUGUCAUUUUCUUCUCUUCCAUGUCUGUGUUGGAAAUAUGUGUUGUAAUAGCUCGUUGAUUUGUUACGAUCUGACCUAAUUCAUAAUCAUGGCGACUGCCAGCCAUCGCAGAUGAUGUCUGGGGAUGGGCAGCGACACGGCGCAAUAGGAAGCAGGAAACAUCGGGGCAGAUGGGUUGAUAAGGCCUGACGAGAAUACAGACUACUCGGCGCUGAGAGAUGGGGCAUUGUUUGAACAUUUGGGAUUUCAUUUUGGACUUGAUUGAUACCCUCGUUUAGGUUGCGAAGAGGUGACAGGCCAUGGCCGAUAACUUACAUAAUCAAUAUUUAUAUGAGAUCUACAC